Messenger RNA from Cynoglossus semilaevis (tongue sole), 4529 nucleotides. Its product is annotated as aminopeptidase N-like. Bases 11 to 2875 code for a protein of 954 amino acids. Gene Ontology annotation, biological process: proteolysis; peptide catabolic process. The transcript is spliced from 23 exons. Gene Ontology annotation, molecular function: peptide binding; metalloaminopeptidase activity; zinc ion binding. The record is from RefSeq and is a predicted model, not a curated record. Gene Ontology annotation, cellular component: cytoplasm; plasma membrane. NCBI's taxonomy places the organism in Eukaryota, Metazoa, Chordata, Actinopteri, Pleuronectiformes, Cynoglossidae.
UCUGAUCAACAUGAGCUCAGGGAAACGUUGCCUAAUAAGUAAAUUCUGUGGCGUGCUAAUUGUUCUGGCCAUGGUUUCUGUGGUGACCAUCGUCACGUUGUGGACUAUUGCCCUGACAGGAGGUGAAGGUGACGAUGGAGUUGACAUCACAGCUCCUUGGGACAGGUUUCGUCUUCCAUUGUCGUUAGUUCCGCAUGGCUAUGACAUCACACUGUGGCCUCGUCUGAGCCCUGACCCAGGCAGCGCCCUCUACUUGUUUACAGGGAGGUCAAGUGUGGAGUUUGAGUGUGUGACAGAAACAGACCUGAUCCUGAUUCACUCCAACAAACUCAACUACAGUGAGGAGCGGAGUCACAUGAUCACUGCUGCAGGUGGUGGUGCUGCGCCUGGUAUAAAGUCCUGGUGGCUCUACUCUAAGACUCAGUACCUGGUCAUUGAACUGGAGGGUAAACUGAGAAAAGGACAUCGGUACCAGCUCCACUCUGAGUUCUCUGGAGAACUGGCUGACGACCUCGCUGGUUUUUACAGGAGUGAAUAUGUCGAGGGCGGAGUCAGGAAGAUUGUCGCCACCUCUCAGAUGCACCCCACCCACGCCAGGAAAACCUUCCCGUGUUUCGACGAGCCGGCGAUGAAAGCUGUUUUUAACAUCACCGUCCUUCACCCUCCUGGAACCGUGGCUCUGUCCAACGGCGAGGAGACGGACAUUGUAAACCGCACAAUCAAUGGAGAAACUGUGACACAGACAAAGUUUGAACAAACCAAAGUAAUGUCAACAUACCUGUUGGCCAUCAUUGUCUGUGACUUUGCUAACAUCAGCGCCACCCAGGGGCACACACUGAUUCGAAUCUGGGCUCGAAGGACAGCCAUCCAACUGGGUCAAGGAGACUACGCCCUCCGGGUGACCGGGCCGGUACUGCAGUUCUUUCAGUCCUACUACAACAUCUCAUAUCCACUCAGUAAAUCAGAUCAAAUCGCUCUGCCCGACUUCUACUUCGGUGCCAUGGAGAACUGGGGUUUGGUGACGUACAGAGAAGCGAACCUUCUCUACGACCCGCUGACGUCGUCGUCGGGGAACAAAGAGACCACAGCGACCAUCAUCGCUCACGAACUCGCUCACAUGUGGUUUGGUAACCUGGUGACUCUGCGCUGGUGGAACGAGGUUUGGUUGAACGAGGGUUUCGCCACCUACGUGUCGUACCUGGGAGCAGACCACGCUGAGCCAACGUGGAACGUGAAAGACCUGAUCGUUCUGGAAGACGUCCACAGAUCGUUUGCAAUCGAUGCCCUGACGUCGUCUCACCCUCUGUCCUCCAAGGAAGAUGACAUCGUCCUCCCCGAGCAAAUUAUGCAGCAGUUUGAUGCUAUCUCUUACAGCAAGGGUGCAGCCGUUCUGAGGAUGUUGUCGGACUUUCUCUCCGAAUCAGUUUUUGUUCAAGGACUGAGUACUUAUCUGAGUCACUUUGCCGAAAGUAACACGGAAGGAACCGAUCUGUGGAACCACCUGGAAAUGGCGGUGAAAGCCAACAACAUGUCACUUCCUCUUCCUGUUGAUGACAUCAUGAAGCCCUGGGUCCUGCAGAUGGGCUUCCCUGUGGUUACCAUAGAUACCAGCACAGGAAACGUGUCACAGAUGUACUUCCUGCUGGAUCCAGAGUCCAACGUCACAGUCCAGUCUCCAUACAAGUACGAGUGGCUGAUUCCUGUCAGAUGGAUGAAGUCAGGUGACGUUAAGAGCGACAUCUGGUGGCUGCUGAAGAAAAAUGUUGUGAACCUGGAGAUGAGGAGUGGUGGAUUGUGGGUACUGGCAAACGUUAACGUGACUGGAUAUUUCCGUGUAAACUACGACCUGGGAAACUGGGAGAGACUGCUGAGCCAGCUUCACUCCCAGCAUAAGGUGAUUCCAGUGUUGAACCGAGCUCAGUUGAUUGACGACGCUUUCAAUCUGGCCAGGGCUGAGAUGAUCUCCACCAGCCUGGCUCUCAGGACCACCGUCUACCUGCAGGGGGAGACAGAGUACAUUCCCUGGCAGUCGGCUCUAAAUAACCUGUACUAUUAUUACCUGAUGUUGGACCGCACAGAAGUGUAUCAACCAAUGCAGAACUACAUGAAGAAGCUGGUGACUCCACUUUUCUUCUACUUUGAGAAGAUGACGUCAAACUGGACCGAGGUUCCUGAGACACUUACUGACCAGUACAACCAGGUGAACGCUCUGCAGGUGGCCUGUAGGAGUGCUGUGUCCGAGUGUCAGCAGCUGACCACCACCUGGUUCAACCAGUGGAUGGAGAAUCCUCACAGUAAUCCGAUUGGACCUAAUCUACGGACGGUGGUGUACUGCAGUGUGGUGGAGGGCGGGGGUGACACGGAGUGGGACUACGUCUGGUCACAGUUUAAAAACGCCACGUUGGCGAGCGAAGCAGCAAAACUGAUGUCAGCGUUGGCCUGCUCCGCCCACCCACACCUGCUGCAGAGACUGCUCUCCUACACUUUAGAUCCUGAGAGGAUCCGUAAACAGGACGCGUCGUCCGUCAUCACGUCUGUGGCUAAAAACAGAGCGGGACAGAGUUUGGCCUGGAACUUUGUCAGAGAGAACUGGAACUAUAUGUUCACACAAUACGGCGUCGGCUCCUUCUCCUUCUCCUCCAUCAUCACCGGCGUCACCAGGAGGUUUUCUACUGAGGCAGAACUUCAACAGCUGAAGGACUUCAUCCAAGAGCACAGUCACAUCGGCUUUGGCUCCGCCUCCCUGGCCGUGGAGCAGGCGCUGGAGACGACCAUCGCCAACAUCAAGUGGCUGGAGACGAACAAGAACGAGGUUCUGGAGUGGUUCAGCAACCAGACUGGUCCCUUGUCCACCGUUAGUCCCAAUCCAGUGUGAGUCCUGGUCUGUCAUGAAUUCACUGUGAGAUUUUAGUCAGGUUUUAGCUAACGUAGCUAUCUUAGCUCAGUAGAUAAAAACAGAAUUAAAAAAAAAAAUUACAUUUAGAAAAACCAAAUUAUAAACAUUGAUUAUUUGUAGGGAUGUCCGAUAUUAUCAGCCCGAUAUUAGCAUAAUCAUGUAAUAUUUGUAAGAAUCGUUAUUGGUUUUUUCCUCCGAUAAUGAAAACCAGAAAACAAUGAUUGGGUUUCGCCAAAUCAUGUCUGACCUAGAAAUAGUUUUGAGGAAAAUUGCUGUAUAUGAAAGCCACUAGAUGGCAGCAUUGCAGCUCGUUUUUAUUAAUCUAUUUUAAUAAUCAGGGGAUUGUAUGUAGAAUGCUGGUGCCAGCAACUCGUACAGUGGUUUGAACAGAUAAAUAAAUAAAUAUUACCAGGCCUAUAUUGGUAUCGGAAUCAGAAAUUAAGUGUUUGGACAAUAUCAGCAUAUCGGCAAAACGUAACAUCGGACAUCCCUAAUUAUUAUGUUUAGCUUAAGACUUUCUUUAUGUUUACCUUUUAUACCGAUGAUGAUGUUGAACAUGUUCAUUUCUAAAUGAAGAUCAACAAAAAUUUGAAUGCGUUUUUUUAAUGAUAGCCACUGAACAGCAAAAUCAGAACAAACUUUUUGUUCAGUUUUGUCAAAGACACAAAAACAAACCAAUUUUUUAACUUUUUUAAAAAGUUAACAAAAAUUUACUAACCAAAAAAUUUAACACGAGUUUUAAUAAACGUUGAUACCUCAUUUCCACAGAACUUUCCUGCAUGAAUAUGUCGAUGAAUUCUUCCCCCUAGUGUUCCCGGAGCCAAAGUACAUUUCUUUUCAAAUGAGAGGGAAAACAAAAAAAAAAUUUUUACAUUUUUAAUACAAACACAUCAAGAUAAAAAUUAAGGAACAAACAGGACUCAAAGAAACGUGAAUGUAGAACAGAGAACAUUAACCUAAACUGUUAACUUGACGUUCAUGCACUAAAAUACAGCAGUUCUAAGUUCUACUAAUAUUAUCUAUUAUUUUUUUUUAUCAAAUUAAUGAAUUUCCUGUGGAAACGAGGUGUCGUUAAUAAACAAACACCAGGAAAUAACGUUGUUGAACGAAUGGUGACGGACCUGAGGCGGUGAUGCUAAUGUGCCUCAGUUUGUUAGUGUGAUCCAGCAAAGCCUUAAAUAAACCGUGGUAGUAAACCAAAACAAAAAUCAUGCUCCACCUACUGGCAGUCACUAGAAUUGCAGUUGUAAUUUGUUAUAUUCAGCUGUUUGUUUUUCCUGUCGUUGAACUUCCUGUGUAAUUUUCAAUCGUUUUUGUACAAAUGGAGCAUUUCCUUGACCUGUUAGCACAUGCUAAACCAAGUGAGAACACCAAUGAAACUGCAUCUCAAUGAGCAAAUAAAAUCACGUUAACAUAAUGCUAACAAUACAACUAGGAGCUAGUUCUUAUUUUUCUUUUCUGUACGUUGCUCCUCACAGAACUCUUUAAACACUGUCUGUUCAAAAAAAAUGUUUUUCAAUUUAGUAUUUUAUUCUUAAUUUGAAAUGUAUGUAGCUCACUGCAUCCAAAUGUCAAACUGGGAAAUGGGCCACGUCCCUGAAAAGACCACAAAUUAAAUUAGCAUUAAAAAAAA